Molecule: messenger RNA, 2433 nt
Organism: Adineta steineri
Lineage: Eukaryota; Metazoa; Rotifera; Eurotatoria; Adinetida; Adinetidae
Source: the annotation of a GenBank genome assembly
AUGGGCUGUGAAUUUGGUACACAUCAAAAAGUAGCUCCAAUUGACACAUCUUCUAAUCUUCCGGUAAAUAAUUCAGUCAAUAGUGGAAUACUACGUCAAAACCGUACUUCAAUUAAUAAUCCAUACAACAAUGUAAUACUUAAACCACCUGAUGGCUUUCUAGAACAUUCUUCAUCAAUUCUAGUUAAAAAUAUCAUAUCGCUAACAACGGCUGAACCAGACGAAUAUGAUAAUGGCAGGGUUAAAAAAAACCGAAAGGUCACUUUCGAGCAAAGAUUUAGUCGUGAACCAACGUCUGAUUCUCGAGUGGUAAACACCAAUAACGAAGUAGCAAAUGCAAGUAUAUUAUCUUCCGAUCAUGCUAACAAUCAUAAUGAUUCAUUAGAAGAUGAUACUAUUUCAUUAAAUGAUCCAUUAACUGUCGAGGCAGAUGUUAACCAUCUUCUAAUUGCAACUUAUGAUUAUGUUGAAAUGACAGACGUCAUUCCCGAAGCAUUUGAUAUUUUAAUACUCCAACAACGUCAAGAUGCUAUUGAUAAUACAUCUUAUCGAUCAACUAUUCAGUCAUGGCAACCAGAUUCACUUGAACAACUUAUUAAAACUAUAAAAACAUUUCGCAAAGGAAAAUCUAUAAUCGAUCAACAUUGGAUUAUAUUCUAUUGGAUUACAUAUAACAUCAACUAUGAUGUUGUAGCAUUCUUAGCGGAUACUGUAGCUGAACAAUCAGUAGAAGAUACUUUUCGUACGAAAAUAGGAGUAUGUGGUGAUUUCAGUGGUUUAUAUAAAUAUCUAUGUGACAAAUUAGAUCUUGAAUGUAUGGAUAUCAGAGGACAUGCAAAAUCUUUUCGAUAUGAAAUGCGUGGUGUAGAUGCUACACCAAUAGUAAAUCAUGCAUGGAAUGUUGUUAAAAUUAAGAAAUAUUGGUAUAUAAUAGAGUCAACAUGGGGUGCUGGUUCUAUAAAUAAACAAAAACAAUUUGUACGAGAAGUAAAUCCUUACUAUUUUCUCAUUCGUCCUCAUCACAUAAUAUAUGAUCAUUUACCGAAAGAUGAAAAAUGGCAAUUAUUAGAAACACCAAUAAGUAUGAGUGAAUAUUUACAAUUACCAAGAAUCUAUCCAACUUAUUUUAAACUUGAACUUGAAUUAAUUAGUCCACUUUAUCAAGAACAUAUGACACUUAUUAAAGGCAAACCAUAUGCUUUAAUUCUUCUGCGAACACCAACCGAUGUCGACAUUUUAGCCAAAUUCGAAAUAAAUGAUAAACUGAUUGAUGGUGGUAGUCGAAUUGUUUUUGAUGCUGAACAUCAAUUUUACCGCUGUUAUUUUGCUCCAACUAGUAUUGGAAAGCAUAAAAUUUCAAUCUUUGCAAAAGAAACCAUUUCAAAUGCUAUAUUAUAUGAUGCAGCAAUUGACUUCACAUUAGACAUUGAUAAAUUACCAGAAAAUCCUAUUAGUUAUCCUCAAACAUGGAAAGACUUUCAUAAUUUCGGUUUAAAACUUAUUUCACCAAAAAAUACUCAUUUAAUUAAAGUAUCUAAUGGAAUGACUUAUGCAUGUAUUCUUAUUCGUGCACCAAGUGAUGUUGAAUUAAUUGGAUAUCUUUAUAAUAGUGAUGAACAGAAGAUUAUAGGUGCACAACACGUUUAUUAUGAUCAACAAAAAGAUUUAUGGACUUGCAACUUUGCGCCAAAUCAAAAUGGUUUAUUUAAAGCUACAGUUUUUGGAAAGAAAAAAACAGACACCGGUAAUUAUAAUAAUGUAAUAUCUUUUAAAAUUGAAGCGACAGAAAUUAUAUCUCCACCUUUAUCUUAUCCAUAUAUAUGGCAAAUCUUUCAUGAUCUUAAUCUAACGAUCGACACACCACAGAAUUGUUCAACAGUUAUUUGGCCGGAAAAUGCUUCUUAUGUUGAAAUUCUUAUGCAAGCACCUGAUGAUAUACUACUUUCAUGUGGUAUUCAAUGUAAUAAUAUUAAAGUAGAGAAUGGAUCAUUAGCUCAAUUUGAUCAUGGAAAAAAUUUAUGGCAAUUAUUAUUUGCACCUGAACAAAUUGGACAACACGAAUUAGUUGUUUUUGCUAAACGUAAUACUGAAGAAAAUUUUCAAUGUGCAGCUAAAUUCUAUCUUAAUGUUACACAAAUUUAUCAAGUAAUGAAAUUUCCGACUAUAUAUAGGCAAUUUCAACAUACUAAAUGUCGAAUCUAUGAACCACUUAAUGGAAUCUUAAAAAAAGAUACGACUGUUUCAAUUCAUUGUUUUAUUCCUAAUGCAGAUGAUGUUAAUUUGACAGUUGAUUCAAACUGGGAUAAGAUAGAAGGAUAUAAGAAUUCAGUUCUAAAAACACAAGUAACUGUUGACUCAAAAGAUCUAAUAGUUCAAGCAAAAUAUGAACAAGAAUCAACCUUUAAAGUUCUUUUAAAAUAUUCUAUACAAUGA